Molecule: messenger RNA, 4414 nt
Organism: Ceraceosorus bombacis
Lineage: Eukaryota; Fungi; Basidiomycota; Exobasidiomycetes; Ceraceosorales; Ceraceosoraceae
Source: the annotation of a GenBank genome assembly
AUGGAAAUGUCAGAGAGCAGGGCAGACGUGGGCCUAGCGCACGUCGCUCAGUCCGAGUCGGCUGCUCCGUCCGAUGACAACAGCAUCAAGUACUCCCCUGCCAAAAGGCCACCUCCGAUCAGUAUGGAAUCGCCAGCCGCAUCGCCCCUCUUGCGUCGCCAGAGCAGCAAAGACACAUCCGGCGCAUUUGCAGAGGAACCUUCAAAGCUGGUAGUCCCAUCCACCUCCACACCAACUCGCUCCGGCAGUCGUCCGCGAUCUGCAACGUGGCGGAAGAUCAUGCCUGGUAUCGGGACUCUUGGCAGAUCGCAGAGUGUCGCGGAACAUCAUGGAGAUCCGGAAUCGUCACUGCGCGGUCCUCAUCCUCCCAGCUCGUUACGAGGCGUUGGGAACAGACAAAUCCGAACCAGCGUGCAGAGCGCCUUUGAGCUCGGUAGCUCUUCCAGCCCAGCGGGGAAGUCAGCUAUCGAAGGAGGAAGUACAGGUUCGAGAGAUAGGAAGGACGCGCUCGGGACGCGGAAAACGUCGAUGAGUGUGAGCCAAGAGACUCUAGGCGAGUCAGUCUCACAAGCGGAUGGGAAGGCGCUACCUAGAACCGGAACCACCGCGCAGAAUUUUGUGCGCCGGGUAGGCAGUCGGUCUUUCUUUUUCAAGGGAUCUUCUGGCGGUAACCAAGCAGCAGCUGCUAGUACCGACUCGCUGGCAACCUCUGCCGACUCGAGUAUAAGCGUCUCGAAGAGGGCAAGCGACAUGCUCAGCAGAACCACUUCCAUGCCCAGCUGGGCUCGACGAAGGUCCAAAACCUCGCUGACCAGUGCUCCAGGUCCUAGAAGUCCCAGCUUAAGGAGUCCAGACGGCCGGACCAGUAUCGACACGCAGGCCUCCGCUUCAGUUGCUUCCCUGCUGGACUUUGGUCGGGCGGCCGGAGAACGCGUCGUGGACAACAGCGUCGCAGACAACGAGGCCCACCCCGACCAGGUUUGCGCUUCGUCAUCUGGGACCUCCGCGCCGGGAAGACCUUCGCUAGCCGAUGACGGGCUGCAUGCAGCCCAAGGUGAGGCCUUUCCUAGAAGACUCAGUGGGUGGCUUUUGAACAUGCUCGGCACAGAAGAGCAGGUGGCGGAGCGCGAUCAGGCUACACAGCCGCUCGCUUCGACCUCAGCUUCCUCUACUGCUCUCAAACGUCCACCUUCUGAUCACAGUGAGCGAUCAGUCUCCCCAUCGCUUCAGCGCGCCAAUAGCAGGUCCUCUGUGAACGGCUCGGCGGCGCGAAAGCAGAGCAUCUUGUCCAACCUGUCGAAUACUGCGCGUCAGCGCGUCGGCAACCUCGAUCGCGCCAUGCGCUCGCUUCGAGAGGCAGAGAAUGACGCUUCGACCCGCGACAUCUGGUUGCUCGGGGUUCUGCACAGCUCUGUUGCUGGUCAGGAUACCUUUACGCCGGGUGAAAAGCUCGAGUCGCAGUCCCCUCGCGAUUCACCCAGACCCACCAGUCCUGCUCGAAGACCUACCAUUGAAGUGCACACCGCCUCGCCCCGCCAGGCUCGCGCCGAAAGGGCGAGCAGCCCCGCUGCAAGCAACACGGAACAUAGAACAGAAGCUGAGGCUGCAGCGCAUGAAGACAAGCGGGGCCCUGGCGAGCCAAGCUCAGUCUCAAAGGAUUCCUUGCUUCUUCCAGCUUCUUCAGAUAGCGCGGAUCGCGCUCCACGUACGCCUUCGCCGGUCGAAAGGCGACUCGCUGGCGGGGACGAGACGCUCAUCAUUCGUAAUCCUCCGACCCCGCACGCUUCACCGCAGCCUCCGUCUGCUCCUCGCGAGACCACAAAGCGGCGGAACAGCGCGGAUGAGAAGCCAGGCUUGCAUAGAAAGACCUCUGUCGGCACAGCACUCAAUGGCAGCGCUCGUAUGACGCCGCCCCCUGAUCUGGCUGCUUUUCACGACGAUUUGUCCAGCCGAGUCUGGUGCACAUACCGAGCCAACUUCUCUGCCAUCGCGCGGGACGGCAGCAUUUCAGCUCAAGCGGCAGACGCUGCACGAGAGCUGGCUGCGACGCAAGCUGCAGAAGCCCUUUCCACAGCUCAAGCAGAGGAAGGGGCAGCCCUCGAGUCGACGGCUACGAGUAUGACCGCCAGCGUCUCUGUACCUCUGAAGUCGCAGCACCCAAGCCACCUUCACACUACAUCCUUAGUCACGGGCGUGGCGACACCAAGCGCCGUUGAAGCUUCGCGGACGAGCCGCGGCUGGCUUGGUAGACGUCCGGCUGUCAGCAGUGCUGGUUACGCUUCCGAACUUGCAUCCACGUCUCCGCCCGGUGCUUCACCCGGACUAGGUGCUGCUUUGGGAUUGCCACGAGCGUCGAGCGCAAGCCCCAGUAGUGGUCAGCCUUUCCAAGUCGGUAGCGCUCCGGGACUCGGCGAGCGCAUGGGCAUCCCGAGCCUCUGGGGCCGCACCACAGCUGCUCUUUCCGGCGCUUUGGGUGUUCGGUCAGAUCUGACACGCGACUCGGGUUGGGGAUGCAUGUUGAGGACAGGCCAAAGUCUGCUUGCCAAUGCGCUUAUCAACGUCCAUCUGGGAAGGGACUGGAGACGCCGAACUCGACCGAGUAGCGCUGCAUUGGCCAAGUCACUCGCGGCCAUGGAAGCCAAAGAAGCGUGGCGUGUGAGUCGCGCAGAGUAUGCCACUUACGUGCGUUUGCUCUCGUGGUUCUUCGACGAUCCUAGUCCUGCAUGUCCAUUCUCUGUGCACCGCAUGGCGCGCGAGGGCAAACGACUUGGGAAGGAGCCUGGCGAAUGGUUUGGCCCGAGCACCGCAGCGGGUGCUAUCAAAAAGCUCGUGGACGAAUUUCCUGAAGCUGGUCUUGGGGUUUGUCUCGCUGCCGAUGGUGUCGUGUACCUCAAUCGCGUUCAUAUUGCCGCUGCACUACCCGCGUCUAGGGAGCCUUCUGGCGAUGUGUGGCAGCGGCCGGUGCUCAUACUCGUGGGAAUCCGCCUUGGGCUCGAGGGUGUCAACUCGAUGUAUCACGACUCUAUCAAGGUAAGUCUAGGCAGCUGGUCGAUUAAUCUGCGCCUGACACUGACGAUCGAUGCUCUUGGCCUUGCAGGAUCUCUUCACGUUUCCACAGAGUGUCGGCAUCGCUGGUGGGAGACCAAGCUCGUCUUUCUAUUUUGUUGGCUUCCAAGGCUCGAGACUGUUCUAUCUCGACCCUCACAACCAGAGACCUGCAGUGCCGUUCCGCCACGCGCCUCCCUCCUAUCCGCCUAGCGCAGAUGGCGGGGAAGGCUCGCAAGAAGCCGCGGACGAGUGGUGGGUCAACGCCUAUUCGGAGCAGCAGCUUGGUAGCUAUCACUACAGUGCGCCGCCAAAGAAGAUGGCGAUGGAGUCACUCGACCCAUCGAUGCUUCUCGGCUUCCUCUGCUCUGACCAAUCAUCUCUCGAUGAUCUGGUCUCAAGAGUGCGGGCACUCUCGAAGCCCAUCUUUAGCGUACAGGACGCACCUCCCCGUUGGAUGAUGGACGACUCGGACGUGCCUCGCAAUGGAGCUGCAUCGGCCUCAAAUGACUUGUCCUAUGACGACGACCUUGCCUUGGAAAGCUUUAGCGAGGGCUCGAUGGAUGCGGAUGAUGAUGACCGCGACGGUGACUCUGCGGACGAGACCUUUUCUGGCUCGCAAUAUCGGGACCAGGCUAGCACGUCUGCGCGACCUAGUAGUCGUAACAGUCUUGCCCGUUCGAGAUCUCGCAGCGGGUCCGUCUCAUCUUCUAUCAAACAGCGCACUAGCAUGGCUCGUACUUCAGCUUCACAACUAGUCGGCGAUCAUGCACCAACCAGCUGGAGGGGUGAUCCAUUGUCGCACCGGUCAUCCCGUAGCUCGCUCGACAGCUCAUCUGCUGGCGACCGGGCCGGGUCUAGCGCAGAGGUCAGCAUCGCCUUCCCGAGCAGCGAUGAUGCUUCCAGCAUCUCCCCCAGCGUGGAAGCGAUCCAGACAUCAUCGCGUGCUGCCAAUCCGAAACCGCACCGUUCACGUGUCGAUACUGGAGCAACGGCGGCUGCUAGUCCCAUUACUCGCCACCAUAACAUCAGACAUCAGCCACCGUCUCGCUCGUCGCCUGCGCCAGAUGUGUCGGCCAGCUUUUCGUCUGUCGAUACUGCUACCAGCACCUCGGCGCAGGUUGCUGUUAGCCAUGUAUCUACUCGCCCUCGCUCUCGACGCGGUGAAGCUUUGAAGCGCCGUUCUUCGCCGGACGAGUUCACGACUAGUGAGGAGGAUGACGCCAAUUCGACAUGGGAGGAAGUCCCUUCUGUCAAGGGUAACGCUUCUGCUGCGAUCAACGGGAGCGCAAAAGGCUCAGGCAUGCAGAACAGGCAGGAAGGACAGGAAAAGACGCCUAGAUUCGACGAUUCAGACGACGACUUUUGA